Messenger RNA from Durio zibethinus, 3409 nucleotides. NCBI's taxonomy places the organism in Eukaryota, Viridiplantae, Streptophyta, Magnoliopsida, Malvales, Malvaceae. The record is from RefSeq and is a predicted model, not a curated record.
UAAUUAUAUAUGGGGUUGGGUAUAGUAUAGCCAAGCCCACAAACACAAAACGCAACGCUGCUCUACCUGGAGCAACGGAGCCCAAAAGGUAACGCUCCUUUUCGAACGGUGCAGACGAGAGUUUGCAAAUCCAUCUCAUCCAACGGCCAGUAUGCCCCCGCCGCUACCCAACAAAUCGACGGCGAAAGCUCUUAACGGAUAAGACGCCAUCGACACACCCUUCAAAGAACCCAGCAAAACCCAGAAGCUGAAAAAAGCUUCUACGGAAGGGCCAGUAAUAAUGGCCACUCUGUCAAUCCGCAUCGCCACAUUCACCGCCGCCUAUUGAUCGGCUACAUUAAAACGAACCCAGUUCAGACUCAAAAUCUGCUGCGUCCAAUGGGUGCAAAACUAAAUAAAAAUUUAUGGGUUUGAGUUAUUUUUAUGAUGGUUUGAUAAAUCGAAUUGAAGUUUUUGGAUUGAAAUAAUUUUUUUAAUCGAAGGAAGGACCCGGAAGGUAUAUUUGGACCGCCGCAGACAGGGCACCUGGCUCGGCUCGAGUUUAAAAGACGGAUAGAGAGGGAUGCAGAGGCUUGAGAAGCAUUCGAGCAACGUUUACGCGAAGAAAAAGAGCGACGCCGAGCUCUUCGCCAAGGAAAUACCCGAUACUCCAGGGGAGUUGAUUGAGUACUUUCUUGACACUGAAGCUCAGGAGAUUGAGUUUAAGAUUGCAAGAUUAAGGCAGCGAUUGGAUGAGGAAUUUUUUUCCCACCUCAAAUUUGAGAUAGGGCAGAUUCGGUUUGCUGUUUCAAAAACCGAGGAUAUGGAGGAUAGACUGAUUGAGCUGGAGGCAUUGCAGAAGGCCUUACAAGAAGGCACAGAAGCAUAUGAUAAAAUGCAAGCUGACCUUAUAGCUGCAAAGAAAAGCCUCACCAACAUUUUGACAUCAAAGGAUAUAAAAGCAACUAUGGUUGAACGCAAUGAACUAAAUAGAUCGUUAUUGACACUUCUUGAUGAAAACAUAGCAAACGCACACAUGGGUAACCAGGUGAGCAUUGUCCUUAAGAGUCAAGAAUAUGUACUUACCUGCAUUCAUGCAUAUAUAGUAUUAAAGUACAAAAGUUUAGGUCUUUCAAAUAUUGUAAUGUACCAUCAGCCACCUGACCACCAUAGGAAAUCUGUGGCAGAGAGUAUAGAAUGCAAAGCAGAGGAAUAAUUAAAUGAUUUACUCUUUAAAUUUUCACCCUUAAGCUAAUUCUAGGAAGGAAAUAAAAGAAAGAGAAAACCAGUUGUCAAGCUGUCAUGCUACUCUCUAGUUGAUAUGAUACUAUUUCCAAUUUUUAGUUCAUCUACCAGAGUUUGGCUUUCAUGUGGUACGUAGCUCAUGGAAAUUCAUCCAUCCUUGACUGCUCAAGUUAAUGAUUUUGCUCAAUCUCAACUGUCUAUUAAAUUAUUUUCCGUAACACUUUUUUUUCAUUUUGGAGCUUUAUUUUUGUCAUCAUUGGUGUGCUUUAACAGUUACUAUAACAGUUGUUGACUGUUUAAGAUUGUGAAUUAGAAUACAAAGAGGCUGAUAUGGCAUCCAUAUAAUAGUUGAAGGCUAUACAAUUCAUAUUUACUUCCCUGUUGGUGAAAUGUGUGAAAACACUCUGCUUUCAUAUCCAUGAAUUACAACAAAACAAUCUCUCUUUUAGUUGCGAUAGGACCUUAUAACUUGCUAUAGUUGCCAAUCAUUUUUUUUUAUCUCUCCUUUUUAUUUUUUCCAUUAUUUUUAUAUGUCACAUUCUGGCUCGUCUUCACUCAGUUUUAUUCUUGGAUCAGCAUUUGUCUUAAGAAAAGAAAAUUAGUGCUUUUGUCUUCCUUUGUAUCUUUAUUCCAUAAUAAGGGUAUAGUAUCCCUUCUUUAUGACCUCUAUAAAAUGUCUGAACUGAUAUUUCUUUGAGUUUUCUCAAAAACCUAAUCUCUGAAUUAAGAUAAGCACUUGUAGUUAUUUGUUCGAAGAAUAACCAAUGACAUAGACCAGAGUUGUUCAUAUCAAAACAUUCAUGCAAUCAUCCCUUUUUGUUUUCUCUAUAUGUCUGUUAUUUUGUAUCCAUUUGUCUAUAUGUCACAUUCUGGCUCGUCUUCACUCAGUUUUAUUCUUGGAUCAGCAUUUGUCUUAAGAAAAGAAAAUUAGUGCUUUUGUCUUCCUUUGUAUCUUUAUUCCAUAAUAAGGGUAUAGUAUCCCUUCUUUAUGACCUCUAUAAAAUGUCUGAACUGAUAUUUCUUUGAGUUUUCUCAAAAACCUAAUCUCUGAAUUAAGAUAAGCACUUGUAGUUAUUUGUUCGAAGAAUAACCAAUGACAUAGACCAGAGUUGUUCAUAUCAAAACAUUCAUGCAAUCAUCCCUUUUUGUUUUCUCUAUAUGUCUGUUAUUUUGUAUCCAUUUGUCUCUUGACUAUCAUCCAAUAUGUUUUCAGUUGAUAUCUUCUGCUGAUUUGGUGUGAACUCUUAGCAACUGUGAAAACUUUAAAAUAUAUAUUUUCACCAUCUAUUUGAACUCUAUUACCAUGCCAGUAAACUGCUUCCAACUCAGACUGAACUCCUAUAAUUUAGGUCAAUCGUUUAUUUUAAACGUGCAGAAACAAGCAGUGGCUUUCAUGGAAAAGGUUCGUGCAGCUGUUCUCAAAUAUUUGAUGGUAUAGUAUACACAUUUCUAAAUGUUGGUAAUAAGUACUGUGUCUUUUUUGAUUGAUUCUUGGUGAGUAUGGUUUUAGCCUUUAUUGUACUGCUCCGCAUUUACAUAGAUCAAUGUGUUGUACUAAGAUCACUGCAGUACUUUAUAUGUACAAAGUCAUGGUUUUGAUUAGAGUUUAUACAAUGAUUUUAUUGUUAAACAACACCAGAAGAUUGAUUCAUCAUUAAAAUGACAGCACAUUUAGAAAAUUAUUGUAACAUUAAAUUAGAAAAUAGAGGAAUGCUAGUAUUUGAUUUGUUAAACCAUGCUAAAAUUACUUGAAGAUGCUAUGUCAAAUGAAUUGAUUAUGAUUUAAAUCAGAGAGUUAUUUGGGAUUUGCAAAUAAUAAACCAAUAAAUAUCUUCACAUUAUAGCAUGGCACAUGAAAAUGAAAAGUCAUGGCAAACUGCACAGUGGUUGCAAAAAUGUAUUAGCUAGUUGCUGUCAUUAGGUGAUUUAUAUGCACGUUUAUGUGGGUCACUUUGGAGUGAACUUGAAAUCUUGCUAGUUAGACUUAGAAAAACAAGAGGUGAAACCCCAGUAUCAUUAUCAUCAUCUAAAGUCAUCUAGAGCCAUCAAUUUAUCAGCUUGUGCAAUAACAUGCUUAGCGUUGUAGUAGGUGCAAGUAUCACGUGCCAAGACUUAAGCUCCAGGCUUGUGCAGCUCUAAGAUCCGGGCAUGCACUCAUCCGGCAUCUUAGAUCAGCCUACCUACC